UCCGCAGUUAUUGGAUUUUUAUGUAUUGAUAUUCUCCGUUACCUUGUCGUUUUAAAUAUAUGAAGCCAUCCUCAACCGCAGUACAUUAGAACAAAUUUAGAAAUUUAAAAACAAAUAAUCAACCUUAUAAAUUUCAUUCAUUUAAUUUGUAGAAGAUUACAAAUCUACAAUUAUCUAUGUGUCGUUUGCCGUUCCCGUUUUAGGGUUCUUUGCAAACAAAAAUACAAUUCUGAAAUAAAUAAGGGUUCCAUUCUCUCUUUCUCUCUCUUCGUUAUCUACUGUUCUUCUCUUCGCCUUUCCUUUGAUCCAAAUCGAACCCUUGUUUUUCUUAAUUCCUCUUCAUGAACUCAAUUAUUUGCUUGCUUAGAUCUUCUUUUUCUCUUUUCUUGCUUCCUUCUUCUACCGUUUUUAGCUGAAACACUCACUGCGAUAUACUGAUACAUACAUACAUACAGUGUUUCAAGAAACUUUCUACUUGUUGGGUUCUCGUUUUCUGAUUCAAUUUUUGAUUUUUUGCGGUUUUCUUCAUCUGGGUCGUUUUGGUUUUAUGCUGGACAUGGAUGUGUUUGGAGGUGGGGGUGAUGUGCAAUCGGGGGAUGUUCCAACGGAAGGUGAAGUUUUUGAUGCAUCACAAUAUGCAUUUUUCGGUAAAGAUGUUUUGGAGGAAGUUGAGUUGGGCGGGCUAGAAGAUGAUGACUUAUUGCCUGAGUCUAAUGAGGAGGAGUUCCUUCUUAACAGAGAAGAGGCUGAGGAUAUAAAAUCUCUUUCUGAUAUUGAUGAUCUAAGUACCAAUUUUUGGAAGUUGAACAAGGUUGAAAGUGGACCAAAAUCUGCAGCAGUUAUUGGUGAUCAGGGUUCAAGAGAAAAUUCUACAGCUGAAUGGGCAAACAGGAAUGACGUUCAGAACUGGUUUGAACAGAGUGCUUAUGACAGUGAAGGUUCUCUGGAUGGCAGAAGAUUGUCAUCACAACCUUAUUCUUCUCUUUCUCAUUUACCUGAACCAAAGCCCUUGUACAGAACUGCUUCAUAUCCGGAACAGCAAAGGCAGCAACAACAUCACCUACAGCAUGGCCCUGGUGAAUCAGUUCCUAAUUGGUUUGAUCAGCAUGCAUAUGAUUCUGAAACUACUCAAGAUGGAAAACGAUGGUCAUCACAGCCACAUUCCUCCAUUGCACACUUGGAAGAAUCGAAGUCCUUGUACAGAACAUCUUUAUAUCCUGAGAAGCAGCAGGAGCAUCCUCAUUUUUCUAGCGAACCAGUUUUGGUGCCAAACUCUUCAUUUACUUCUUAUCCUCCACCUGGUGGUAGAUCUCAGCAGGGUUCUCCUAGCAAUAAUACAGGCUACUUAAAUAUUCCUCAUAAUGCUAUAGGAGCUCAGAUGGCACUAUCUUCUCAAAAUCGUUCGCGUUUCUCCAAUCCUGCGCUACAGUUGGGUGGAUUAAACCAUGGGCUACCUUUUAGUGGCAACAUGAACCAAUUUCCUACUGGUUCCCCGUUUAACCAGCGAAUCCAGAAUCAAUUGGUCAACCAGGCAGGGUUUUAUUCUGGAGAUCAUCCCAAUUUUUCCUCAGGUUUACCCAUGCUUAACAAAUAUGAUCAGAUGUUGGGGAUAAUGGAACUGAGGGAUCAAUUACCAAAAUCAGCUCUCCUAGGUAGGCAGAAUCUCCGGUUUCCCCCACAGGGUUUUGAUUUGAGUUUCAAUAGAAGCAAUAAUGGGUGGCCCCGAUUUAGGUCUAAGUAUAUGACAACUGAGGAAAUUGAGAAUAUCCUUAGAAUGCAGCUUGCAGCAACACAUAGUAAUGAUCCAUAUGUAGAUGAUUAUUACCACCAAGGUUGUCUAGCGAAAAAAUCUGCAGGGGCUAAACUGAGGCAUCACUUCUGUCCAAAUCAAAUAAAGGAACAUCCUCUACGAGGCUCUGCUAAUACUGAACAACAUGCUUUUCUCCAGGUUGAUGCUCUAGGGAGAGUUCCAUUCUCAUCAAUUCGCAGGCCUCGUCCUCUUCUGGAAGUUGAUCCACCAAAUUCUUCUCGUGCUAGCAGCCCUGAGCAAAACGUUUCAGAUAAGCCCCUUGAACAGGAGCCCCUGCUGGCAGCAAGGGUUACAAUUGAGGAUGGUCUUUGUCUUCUUCUUGAUGUAGAUGAUAUUGACCGUUUCCUACAGUUUAAUCAGCUUCAAGAUGGUGGAAUUCAACUAAAACACAAACGUCAGGGUCUUUUGGAAGGACUUGCAGCCUCACUUCAUUUAGUUGACCCACUCGGAAAGAGUGGACAUACAGUUAUGCAUGUGGCAAACGAUGAUGUUGUUUUUCUCAGGAUAGUUUCUCUACCCAAGGGUCGAAAGCUUCUUGCUAGGUACCUUCAAAUACUAUUUCCUGGGGGUGAGCUUAUGCGAAUAGUCUGCAUGGCCAUCUUUCGUCAUUUCAGAUUCUUAUUUGGUGGCCUUCCCUCUGAUCCAGUUGCAGCAGAGACCGUGAGUAACCUUGCAAGGGUUGUUUCCAAGUGCCUCCGUGAAAUGGAUCUGGGUGCACUUAGUGCUUGUCUAGCAGCACUUGUUUGUUCUUCAGAGCAGCCACCUCUACGUCCCCUUGGAAGCCCUGCUGGAGACGGGGCUUCCCUUAUUUUAGUAUCUGUGCUUGAGAGGGCUACUGAACUGCUCACUGAUCCUCAUGCUGCAAGCAACUAUAAUAUCGCAAAUCGUUCUCUUUGGCAGGCUUCAUUCGAUGAAUUUUUUGGUCUUCUCGCCAAGUAUUGUGUGAAUAAAUAUGAUAGUAUCAUGCAAUCAUUCCUUAAUCAAGGGACACCAAAUAUGGCUGUAAUUGGGUCAGAAGCUGCUAGAGCAAUUAGCAGGGAAAUGCCAGUUGAGCUUUUGCGUGCAAGUCUGCCUCACACAGAUGAUCGCCAGAAGAAGAUAUUACUUGAUUUUGCUCACCGCUCUUUACCUGUAGUUGGGUUUAACAGUAGUGCUGGGGGUAAUGGUAACCAUGUGAACUCAGAGUCAGUGCUGAGUUAAUUGGAUAGUUGGACAUUCAUCUAAGGGGCUGUUUCCAAAGCAUUAUGUUAUUAAAUUAUGUUGGGUCAUCCUCAUGUGUCUUCUUCCCUUGGAGUAGUCUGUGGAAGUAUAAGGUGCAUCUUACCUUUGAAGUUUAAAACCUAUUUUGUUAUUUUUGCUGUAAUGCCAUUUUGCAUUGUGAUAAAUUUGCAAUCAGGCCAAAUGUGUAUUGAUAGACUUGGCUUGGUUUGUUCCUCUCGUCUUUUCUUUUUCUUUUGACAGGGGAGCUUAUUGUUACUCAGUUAAUGGUUUCUAGAGAAUAGUAGUGGGGUAGUAUGUUCAGGUUUAGGUUUAAGCUGGAUUCCCAUGUUCCUUCACUAUUAUCAUACAGGCAUGGGGUUGGUUGUGUCUAUACUCCAUAUCUACCUUCUUAAGUAGUCUACAAGGUCGCGUUGGCAUGGCAAAGAAUAAGAUCUGAUAACCUUGUUUCAUGGUGCUAUGAUGUUACUUUCCUCUCCUGACUAUUCUCUGCUGGAAGUGUAGCUUUGUAUCAUCUCUUGUAUCUCAAUCACUUGGACUAUUUUGGUGGUCUUUCUUGCCCCAACGUUGUUUUUAUCUUGAACUUCAUGUUUAGCUUAAUAAUUUUGGCAGUUUCCUUUUACCCUUGCUACUAUUAGCUAAUGGGCAAUAUAUAAAAUCUCCGAAUCGUCGACUGUUAAUGUAGUUUUUAAGUAUGUUGUGGUUGGUUCUAGACCCUGUUGACUCUUC
This is a messenger RNA of Lotus japonicus, 3757 nucleotides long. Its product is annotated as protein PAT1 homolog. The transcript is spliced from 5 exons. Lineage: Eukaryota; Viridiplantae; Streptophyta; Magnoliopsida; Fabales; Fabaceae. Gene Ontology annotation, cellular component: P-body. The record is from RefSeq and is a predicted model, not a curated record. Gene Ontology annotation, molecular function: RNA binding. Gene Ontology annotation, biological process: deadenylation-dependent decapping of nuclear-transcribed mRNA; P-body assembly. Bases 548 to 3010 code for a protein of 820 amino acids.